GUUACGGGACUGCUCUCAGCUGGUACGGACCAUAAGGAUGCUUGGGUACGGGACAACAUCUACAGCAUCCUGGCCGUGUGGGGGCUGGGGAUGGCUUAUCGGAAGAAUGCGGACCGGGACGAGGACAAGGCCAAAGCCUACGAGCUCGAGCAGAAUGUUGUGAAGCUGAUGCGGGGACUCUUACAGUGCAUGAUGAGACAGGUAGAUAAGGUAGAGAAGUUCAAAUGCACGCAGAGUACCAAAGACUGCCUACAUGCCAAGUAUAACUCUGCUACUUGUGCCACGGUGGUUGGGGACGACCAGUGGGGGCAUCUGCAAGUGGAUGCAACUUCUCUUUACCUGCUCUUCUUGGCACAGAUGACUGCAUCAGGGUUACGUAUUAUCUUCACCCUCGAUGAAGUUACCUUUAUUCAGAAUCUUGUUUUUUACAUAGAAGCUGCCUAUAAAGUUGCUGAUUAUGGAAUUUGGGAACGUGGUGAUAAGACAAACCAGGGCAUCCCUGAACUGAAUGCGAGCUCCGUAGGGAUGGCCAAAGCUGCUUUGGAAGCAAUUGAUGAACUAGAUCUUUUUGGCGCUCAUGGAGGACACAAAUCAGUGAUUCAUGUUCUUCCUGACGAAGUAGAACAUUGUCAGUCUAUUCUAUACUCCAUGUUGCCGAGGGCUUCCACAUCAAAGGAGAUAGAUGCUGGCCUUCUCUCUAUUAUUUCUUACCCGGCUUUUGCAGUGGAGGAUCUAAACCUUGUUAAUGUGACCAAGAGUGAAAUCAUAUCCAAAUUGCAGGGCCGCUAUGGUUGCUGUCGCUUUCUCCGAGAUGGUUACAAGACACCCAGAGAGGAUCCAAGCAGGCUGCACUAUGAUCCUGCUGAGCUCAAGCUCUUUGAGAAUAUUGAAUGUGAGUGGCCGGUAUUCUGGACAUACUUCCUAAUUGAUGGAGUAUUUAAUGAGGACAAAAUUCAGGUACAAGAGUAUAGAGAGGCUCUGGAAGGAAUACUUAUUAGAGAGAAGAACGGAAUAGUGCUAAUGCUUGAACUGUACGCAGUCCCUCCAGAAAAGGUGGACGAGGAGUAUGAAAAUCCUCACUCAGUGGAUCGUAUCCCAGUGGGAAAAUUGCCUCAUCUUUGGGGACAAUCAUUGUAUGUCCUUAGCUGCCUAUUAGCAGAGGGAUUUCUUGCUGCAGGUGAAAUUGAUCCCUUAAACAGGAGAUUUUCCACUGGAUUUAAACCUGAUGUUGUGGUACAAGUAACUGUUUUGGCAGAAUCUAAUCAAAUUAAGAAUCUCUUGCAAGACCAUGGAAUCAAUGUUCAGAGCAUUGCUGAUAUCCAUCCACUCCGAGUGCAGCCAGCUCGCAUCCUGAGUAAUCUCUACACCAUGCUGGGCCGGAACAAGAACAUGAAAUUAAGUGGACGGCCACACCGACACAUUGGAGUGUUAGGCACCUCCAAGCUGUACAUGAUAAGAAAUCAAAUAUUUGCUUUUACCCCUCAGUUUACUGACCAGCAUCACUUCUAUCUGGCUCUAGACAAUCAGAUGAUUGUGGAGAUGCUCAAGACAGAGCUGGCUUACCUCACUUCUUGUUGGAGGAUGACAGGGAGACCAACCCUGACGUUUCCCAUCACCCACACGAUGCUUGUUGAUGAUGGUACUGACAUUCAUCCAGCAGUUCUUGCCACCAUAAGAAAAUUAGAGGAUGGUUAUUUUGGAGGUGCAAGGGUGAAGAUAGGCAAGCUAUCAGAAUUUCUUACCACCUCUUUUCAUACGUAUCUGAGCUUCCUGGAUCCAGACUGUGACAUAAAACUGUUUGAUGACCCUAUUGAAGGCUGUAAUAGUCCUGACAGUGAAUAUGGAGGCUAUCCAGCAGAUUUCUGUGAAAAAGAAAGCCAGGAUGAGCUGGAUCAAUAUAUAAAUGAUGUCCUUCAGAGCACAGCACUGAAGUCAUACCUGCCUCCAACUUCAAAGACUGCGAAUCAACCACCUGUGUUCAGUGCAAACCAUUCCACAAAAGAAAUACUGUCAAUAAUGGCCAAGACAAAGGGCUUGGAGGUUCCAGAUGUGUCUAUGUCUCUUCCCACUAAAGUUCUGAACACGCACCGGAAGUCUCUGAAUCUUGUUGAUAAUCCCCAUUUCUUUGAGACAAAGGAAUGUGAAAAUGUUUUGCACUUACCUGAAGAUGCUCAUGGUGGUUUGGAUUGCAGGAAGCUUGUUGAGCAGCUGAAGGAAUGUCCAACGCUCCAUGAUCAAGCAGAUAUCUUAUACAUCUUGCAUAUACUAAAAGGCGCUGACUGGGACACAGAGCUGGAUGGACAGUACGGCGUUACUGUUCAUUGCCUACUCAAUGAGCUCUACAGAAAGGCAGGCCUCAAUCAAGAAUGGGGCUUGAUCCGUUAUAUUUCUGGUAUACUUAAAAAGAGAGUGGAAGUCCUGGCUGAGGCAUGCACAGACCUUCUGUCACACCACAAGCAACUUACAGUGGGCCUGCCACCAGAACCCCGUGAGAAAAUCAUUACUGCCCCACUGCCACCUGAGGAGCUCACAGAUCUUAUUUAUGAAGCCAGCGGCCAAGACAUCAGUAUUGCAGUCCUGACACAGGAAAUAAUUAUGUACUUGGCGAUGUUCGUCCGGUCACAGCCUAGUCUUUUUAUGGAGAUGCUCAGGCUCCGCAUUGGUCUGAUAAUUCAGGUUAUGGCCACUGAGCUGGCUCGGAGUCUGAAAUGCUCAGGUGAAGAAGCUUCAGAGAGUUUGAUGAAUCUAAGUCCCUUUGAUAUGAAAAAUCUCCUACACCAUAUUCUCAGUGGAAAAGAGUUUGGUGUGGAAAGAAGCUUGCGACCUGUAGAUUCCUCUUCAUCUAGCCCUGCAAUUUCUAUUCAUGAAAUGGGACAUUCUGGAGCAACCAAAACAGAAAGAAGUGGUAUUACUAAAUUGAAGAGUGAGAUGAAGCAGUUUUUUCGUGAGGGCCACUCCAUGCCCAGCAUCAUGUUCGCUUCCAUGAGGGGCAGUACUCCAUCGUCUCCCACUAGUACUUCUCCUAGUGGCUCCAAUGGAGACACGAGCUGGGGUCACCGAAAAGGGCAGUGGCUGCGCAGAAGGAGGCUUGAUGGUGCUAUUAACAGAGUUCCUGUUGGCUUUUAUGAGAAAGUGUGGAAAAUCCUUCAGAAGUGCCAUGGUCUGUCCAUUGAUGGGUAUGUCCUUCCUUCUUCAACCACCAGAGAGAUGACCCCGUGCGAAAUUAAGUUUGCUGUGCACGUGGAGUCGGUGCUGAACCACGUACCCCAGCCUGAGUACAGGCAGCUCUUGGUGGAAGCUAUUCUUGUUCUCACGUUCCUCUCUGACAUCGAGGUGAACAGCAUCGGGGGCAUCAUCCACGUGGAUCAAAUCGUGCACUUGGCCAAUGACCUUUUUCUGCAGGAGUUGAAAUCGUUUGGAGCUACUGGUAGUAUCUUGGAGAAGGACGUAGCCACAGGAAUUUGCCACUUUUUUUACGACAGUGCUCCAAGUGGGGCCUAUGGCACCAUGACGUACCUAACAAAAGCCAUAAUUAUUUAUUUACAUGAUUUCCUGCCUAGCACAGGCUGUGCGAUGCAGUAA
Messenger RNA from Fulmarus glacialis (Northern fulmar), 3582 nucleotides. RefSeq names its product phosphorylase kinase, alpha 2 (liver) (gene PHKA2). Gene Ontology annotation, cellular component: phosphorylase kinase complex. The transcript is spliced from 31 exons. Gene Ontology annotation, molecular function: calmodulin binding. The coding region runs from base 91 to 3582 and encodes 1163 amino acids. NCBI's taxonomy places the organism in Eukaryota, Metazoa, Chordata, Aves, Procellariiformes, Procellariidae. The record is from RefSeq and is a predicted model, not a curated record. Gene Ontology annotation, biological process: glycogen metabolic process.